Lodderomyces pseudojiufengensis is the source of this 1347-nucleotide messenger RNA. RefSeq lists its product as uncharacterized. Lineage: Eukaryota; Fungi; Ascomycota; Pichiomycetes; Serinales; Debaryomycetaceae. Gene Ontology annotation, cellular component: cyclin/CDK positive transcription elongation factor complex; nucleus. The transcript has a single exon. Gene Ontology annotation, molecular function: cyclin-dependent protein serine/threonine kinase activator activity. Gene Ontology annotation, biological process: positive regulation of DNA-templated transcription, elongation; regulation of transcription by RNA polymerase II. The record is from RefSeq and is a predicted model, not a curated record. The coding region runs from base 1 to 1347 and encodes 448 amino acids.
AUGUAUAGAGAAUCUACACCAAAACUACCGACAAAUGGUCCUCGAAAUACAACGAAGAGAGCUUCAACUCCUAAUACACCAACAUCAUCAACACCAAACCCUACGUCAUCAUCAUCUACAAUAAAUUUACCAACUAUAGUACAAAUUUCAAGACCAUUUUUUACAUCACAAGAAAUAUCAUUUUUACAUAAAAAAACAAUACCUGAUUCAUUAAAAUUACAAUAUAGUUCAACAAAAUCAAAAAUUUUUCAAUUUUUAAGUCAAAUUGUUAAAAUUUUAAGAUUUCCUCAAAGAGUAUUAGCAACAACAAUGAAUUAUUAUCAAAGAUUUUAUUUAUUUAAUAAAUUUGAAAUUGUUCCAAAUAAUGAUAUGACUAGUAGCUAUUAUAUACCGAAUAAUAUUGAAAUUGAUCCUUUCACUAUUGCCAUUGCAUGUUUAUUCCUAGCAAGUAAAGUUGAAGAUUGUAUAAAAAAAUUAAGAGAUAUUCAAUCAGUUUGUAAUAAAUUAAGAGAAUUAGAUGAUAAUAAAGUAAUAGAAAUUAAUAAAGAUAAUACUUCCAAUAGUACCAUAGUGAAAAAUAAUUCAAAUAUAUUGUUUAUAGAUUUACAAAAAAAAUAUAUUUUAUCAAUUGAAUUUAAAUUAUUACAAAUUAUAAAAUUUGAUUUUAAUUUUGGUAAUAAUCCAAGUUUUAAAAUAAAUAGUGAUGAUUUAAUAAUACAAUUUUGUAAAAAUUUAAAAAUUAAUUAUAAAUUAUCAAUAUUAAGUUGGUUUAUAAAUUAUGAUAUUAUUCAAACUCCACUUAAUUUAAUUGUUCCAUCACAUUGUAUUGCAUUAGCUAUUAUAAUAAUAAGUUUAAAUUUAAAUCCAAAACAAAUGAAAUUAAUAAAUCAUGAAAUUGGAGAAGAUGAUGAAGAAGAAGAUUUAAAAAUUUCCCAAAUUUUAGAAAAUUUUAAUAUUGAUAAUUUUAAUUGUCCUGAAUUAUUAGUUAAUGAAGCCCUAAUAUAUAUCUUGGAUUAUUAUAUUCAUCAAUUUAAUGUAAGUAAUUUAAAAAUUUAUUUACCUGAAAUUGAUCCAGAAACUGGUAAAAAUCAAAUUUUAAAAUUUAUGAAUUUAAAACAAAAAUUUAAUAAUUUAAAAUUAAUUAAUGAUAAAAGUUGUAAUUUUAAAUUAAAUUCUGAAGAUGAAUAUUUUAAAGAAUGGGAUUAUAAUAUUGCUAAUAAAAGUUCAGUAAGAUUUAUGUUGGGAAACAAAAGGAAAAGAUUUGAUAAAGAAUAUAGAAUUGUUAAAGAUAAUCAAAAAAGAGAUAAUGAUAAAGAUCAACAUAAAAAUGGGAGAAGUGUUCGAUGA